AUGUUGAUCUCAUAUACAGUGAUGAAGAAUUGGCUUUCUCGAAUUUUCUCUUGGGUUUCGACGGAACCCAUUGUUUCCGAAUCUGGGCUUCUCUUUUCAGUGAUGAAGAAAGUCACUAUGGCUCUACUCACUUGCAUUUUUGCUUUAGGUGGAGCUACAGUUGGAGCAAUCACCGGAGGACUCAAAGGACAAACUACAGAAACUGGUUUUUCACGUGGGGUGGGUGUUGGUACGGUGGCUGGGGCCAUCACCGGAGUCCAAUUGAUGGAACUUAUAGUUAAUGGAGAGCCAUUUUCUAAGGUUGCACUAAUAUGUAGUCUUGUAAACGGGAAGAUAUUUAUGGAAUGGGUGAGUCCUGCCGUGCUAAAAGCUUAUCAAUGGCAGAUUAGCACUAUGGAAACAAGUUUGAGGGAGAUUUCAGACAUUUUUGACGUCAAUACAACUAGAGGAUUGUCUCAAGAUACAAUUCAGAAGCUACCAAUUUACGAAUUCUAUUCCCCAAGGACGACAUCUUGUCACGAGACAAAUUGUACGAUUUGCUUACAGGACUUUAAGAACGGAGAAUCUGCAAAGAUGCUACCGAGCUGUAGACAUUUCUUUCAUGUGCACUGCAUAGACGAAUGGCUUCUCCGGCAGGGAACCUGCCCAAUGUGUAGAAGAGAUAUCUGA
Molecule: messenger RNA, 669 nt
Organism: Fraxinus pennsylvanica
Lineage: Eukaryota; Viridiplantae; Streptophyta; Magnoliopsida; Lamiales; Oleaceae
Source: the annotation of a GenBank genome assembly